AUCAAGCAUGUCGUAGGCUGUCAGAGUAUUGAUAAGAGCUGUUUGUGUUUAUGCUUCUUAUCAAGAGAGCCGCUCGCUUUUAAAGGUGCCCAACAAACUAACAUAAAAUGAAGAAUGGAAGCACUUCGGGGGUGAAGCUGAGGAAAGUGAAAGGGAAAGAAGCCCCCAAAGAGAAACCGGGGAAGGCGGAGACGAACGAAAAAGAAGGAGAUGCCAAACCAUCGAAAUUUAUGCCUUUCCCGGGCAGCUACAUCAAGCAGAGGAUCUGGGCUCGCCUUGUUCUCUUACUCGCAACACUCGUAAUCGUAUACUUCACACCGAAACAGGAUAAAACUAUAUACCUGGCCCGGGUCAAGGAUUCCGUCGACAACCGUCGUCUCGACGUGAAGUGUUCCGAAGACUAUUUCAAAGAAAUCAUAGAAUACGGAGGCUGCGUACCGGUGAAAUGUGGGCGUGUUGUUAUGGACAAACUUCUUACGAAGGAAGAAACAGAAACGCUGAUUGAUAUCGCUAAACGUGGGCUUGCCUUGGGUGGGAGCGAUGGAGGAGCGUCAAUUCUCGACCUGCACAGCGGUGCUCUCUCAAAAGGGAAAAACUUCAUUAACAUAUUCAGCUUCCCUAACAUAACUGACAUAUUCAGGAUCAACGACUUCGCACUGUACAUACGUGUGAGAAGAAAAAUUCAAGAAGCAGUUGCGUACAGUUUUAAAAUUGAUUCGGAUAAAUUGUAUCUGACAAAGCCGACGUUCUUUUCUCGGCUUACUUCCAUAGAACCAGCGACAAUCCACGACGAAUACUGGCAUUUGCACGUCGACAAAAAUGUCUACCAAUCCUUCCACUACACUUCUCUUGUAUACCUCAACGACUACAACAGCGAUUUCGAAGGCGGCCGGUUCGUGUUCGAGGACCCGGAGAAUGCCUUAACGAUCGUUGAACCCAAACGAGGGAGGGUGUCGGCUUUCACAUCGGGCGAGGAGAACGCGCACCGUGUCGAAAGGGUCACAUCGGGGACAAGGUACGCCGUCACAAUUUCGUUUACCUGUGACAAAAAACAUGCCAUAGGAGAUCCAAAUUUUAAACCAUGAAUCGAUACCAACCAGUCCUCUCGAGUCACUUAAAUCUCACCAUAAUGCUUAAAACUUGUAAUGUGGGUAACAGAAAUUUGUCAUAUCACAUUCCACUUUGUAAAUUUUUUUUUA
Messenger RNA from Cimex lectularius (bed bug), 1199 nucleotides. Its product is annotated as 2-oxoglutarate and iron-dependent oxygenase domain-containing protein 3-like. NCBI's taxonomy places the organism in Eukaryota, Metazoa, Arthropoda, Insecta, Hemiptera, Cimicidae. Gene Ontology annotation, molecular function: L-ascorbic acid binding; oxidoreductase activity, acting on paired donors, with incorporation or reduction of molecular oxygen; iron ion binding. The transcript is spliced from 5 exons. The record is from RefSeq and is a predicted model, not a curated record. Gene Ontology annotation, cellular component: membrane. Bases 108 to 1085 code for a protein of 325 amino acids.